Messenger RNA from Actinia tenebrosa (Australian red waratah sea anemone), 1545 nucleotides. RefSeq lists its product as uncharacterized. NCBI's taxonomy places the organism in Eukaryota, Metazoa, Cnidaria, Anthozoa, Actiniaria, Actiniidae. The record is from RefSeq and is a predicted model, not a curated record.
UGUUGCAGUUGACAGAGUCGACGAGUCCAACCUCGUGGAACACAAAAUUCCAGGAAUUAGUACGUUGAACAAUUACGAGUUCCGUAACGGAAAGCUUUUCGCGUGGAGAGCGUAUGGCAUUGGCAGUGGCAAAGUAGUAAUGAAACAAUUGAGGAAAGAUUACAGUUACCAGUGGCUCGACGCGCAAUUCUCCCCAGGAGACUUUAGAACAAUGGCUGUGAGAACUGCUAAGACGACCAAGCCUACAACGACUGAAGAAAGCACUUCUGACCCACAACAAGAAGCAGCAAGCAACCUGUAUUCGUGUCCAGAGGAUGGCUGCGUWAAAGUCUUCCAAAGGUACUCUAAUCUUGAGCGUUACCUAUCCCUGGAAAAGUGCGAGAAAAUGGUUGAAAGGCAGUCUUUGUUAGAUUUAGCAAAGACAAAGUACGCAUUACGUUUAGAAGAGGGAGUUGGAGUCAUCCCAACGCUUACGSCUACCUUGUCUGAUAAGGAGGAUGCUAAUCACCCCGUACUUGAAGAGGGAUGGUCGCUGAAGAAAGCAACCAAAUCUUAUCGAUUUAACGAGAAGCAAAGGUCUUUUCUCCUUUCAAAGUUCAAAGUCGGUGUGUCUUCUGGACAUAAGGUCAGUGCAGAAGCGGUGUCAAAAGAAAUGAGGAAAUGUGUKGGAACAGACGGAAAGAGGAUGUUUAGAGUAUCAGAAUUCUUGACCGCACAGCAAAUUAAGGCGUUUUUCUCCAGACAAGCAGCRAAGCAAAAGAGUUCCUCAGAGGCUGAUAUUCUUGCUGCUCAAGAGGAGACCAACUUCAGCAACGCCCAACAAGUCAUACUGUCAUCUUUUCAAAUUGGGCAUCCCAUUGCGUACGAGCAGUACGACGUAUGCGCGAUGAUGAAGGACGAUUCUCUACAUAAAUUAAAGCUACCGGUUCUGAAAUUAAUUUGCAACAACUUUGACUUGCACCUCACUGAUCCAAAGGACAGCCGAAAGAAAGCGCCCUAUGUUGCCCUUUUGAAAGAAAUGGUAGCAACCUGCCAGUGUUCUACUUCAUAAACAUUGAAGAUUCUCCCUAACCCCAAACCUUCCGCCCCCUCCAACACCCCCACCGGUUUUCUUUGUUAUUACUGUUAGCCACGGUUGUUUUUCGCUAAAUUGAUCGUGAAUAUUAACUCUGUCACAAUAAUAUAGGAAUUCGAAGAUUAGCUAAACAAAUAACACAUCUACUAAUCGGGACGGAUAUUAAGGAACWGAUUACAAACAGCUAACAAACGGCUAAACAAAGGUCAGUAGCCGUACUGACUAAAUUUACAAUUAAUUUAAAAUUUGUUUGAAAAUAUUAGUAAUCGCAUUUGGCCUUUAUUAUUGAUAAAUGCAGUAUGUAUCAUGUUCAUAUAAUUUUGAAUUUCAAUUUCGUAAAUAAAGACAAUAUUGUUAGGUUGGUUGAAGACAGCAGCGGCAUUUAUCAAGUAACGGCUGUCACGUAUUAUUGCCGUUAAUAUCGAUUAAAAUCGUUCAUUUGUUUCAAAUUACAAAUAUGCAGAGUUAAA